Messenger RNA from Suillus subaureus, 1584 nucleotides. RefSeq lists its product as uncharacterized. The record is from RefSeq and is a predicted model, not a curated record. Lineage: Eukaryota; Fungi; Basidiomycota; Agaricomycetes; Boletales; Suillaceae. The coding region runs from base 288 to 1511 and encodes 407 amino acids. The transcript has 7 exons.
CUCAGGCUAUCAUAGCCGGUUACCUCCUCUGCUCAACCUACCGCAAUGUAUACACACUUGGAGCUGGAGCUAUGAUGUCUCAACGUUGCAACUCUGAGAUCUAGAUCUAGAUCUGAUCGACGAUGGCAAGUCGUUCCAGAACUCAGCACAUGUAUUAAAGUACGUACUACAUGAGGCUUGUGCAUGCGCUGUGCUGUACACAGCUGCCUGUUAAGUACUCGAGUCUCAAUUAGUACUCCUUCUUCACCUCCCUCUGUCUCAUAUUCCCUCUGACCCACCCGACCAAAAUGCCCUCUUCGCAGGUCAAGGAUUUCAUCAAGAAUUUCAAUCUGGACAAAGUAUUCGCAGUUCGAUUGAGCCGGAGGUGCCCCGCAAAGAACGGACGUACACAACACAGUUCGACAACCACCCACCACGAUGUGCACCUCGAUUCUCUGAGCAGGGAUCCAGGCCACGAAAUCUCUAUCAAUAUCUCCGCCGCCACAUCCUCUCGGGGCGAUUCCUCUGCCCGUAAAGCUUCUGACAUGGCUCAGACAUUUUUACCUUUAGUCCAGAGCGUUGCAGGUGCAAUUCCACUUGCCGGUCCUCCGAUGCAAGCUGCUAUUAGUGGAUUAUUGUCAAUCCUUCAGGUCGUAGAUAGACGUAGUCAGAAUAAGGCAGACAUAGAUCGCUUGGCAUUACGACUUCAUCGACUAAGCUCACAUAUGUGCAAUGCCCCAACCGCCCAGGACCCCUAUGAACAAUACCGGAGGGAUUCUAUAAUUGGGAUUCUGCAAGAGACCUCUGCCCAGUUGACAAGAUUGCAAAAACGUCGUCUCGAAUACGCAUCCAUUACACAAGCUAUCGCUGGAUGCUCUACUGAAAUCAACAAUUAUCUGUUGGAGUCUCUGUGGUUGUUCCAAAUGCAACAAAGUCAAACUGCGCGGGGACCACCUGUGACGCAGUUGACCGCGGCUGUCACACUCGGCUGUGUGACACUGGUUGACGCAACAGGCCACGAACAUGCAAUAUCAGUGACCUUUUGCGCCUCCUUUCAGCAACUCAAUGAGAUGCUCCAGGUUCUGUUCAAACGUGAUUCGAUCGAGGCUCAAAUUCAGCGACGGUAUAUGGAGCAAGGACAGUAUGAUUUGUGUAUCGACGACGACAAGCAAGUGACGCGACUUACAAAUCAUGAAUGGCCAAGCAUUGAAGCAGGCACGACGAUCGUCAUGAGGGUCGUCUUUGAAGAGGAGACAUGCUCUACAGUUCAAUACAAAUGUCAUUUUUGCCGCGCUGUCAAUCACAUUAGCGACAAGUAUUCGCCUCAACGCCGGGCGAGUUGCUCGAUCAAUUGUCGAGAAUGCAAACAACGAUUUCAGAUCUCCCGCGAAAACUACAGUGCAAAGCGGAGCACACAAUCCUCUAACAUUGAUUCUGUUUCCAGAACUGAAGCAGAAGUGCACCUUAUUCGCAACUUUCGCAUUCAGCAGACUGUACGUUACCAUGAAACUUCACUAGCAGUCUUAAACUGAAAGCUCAUGUUCAUGUUUUGAUCUGCUUACGCGACGCUGAUGGUGCUGCGGUCGUGUCCUGCUCUCAGUGGGU